CCAAAUGUCAAAAAGUUAAAAAUAUGUCAACAUAACAAUCAUCUAAUAAAUAAAAAGGCAAAUUAAAUUAUUUAUAAGUAUUUAAUUGCAAAUCGGGUGAAAAUUUUGGUGAACGGUAACUUAUUAUUUCAGUUAUUUACAAAACUAUUCAAAAUAUACUUGUAAUGUAGCAAAAGUUCUAUGUGCGAACUUUUUUGGUUAUAAUAAUGUCCAAAUUAACUUAGUUAAACCGGGUCGCAUAUUUUCGUAUUGAUAAAUGAUGAGAUUCAGAACAUACAAAUUGUAUAAAGAACUUCAAAGUUUGUAUUCCAAACAAUUUAGUUCCUUAACAACUUUGAACACUUCAAAUGUUUAUAAGCAGCAUUAUCCUAGACAUCCGAUAUGUGUUUCAUCAAUAGUGUGUCUAUAUUCGUCAGAUCAUAAAAACUCCUUUCAAAAUAUAGAAAAAAAAGCAGAAGCUUUAAAAGAUGCAUUUGAGCAAAGGAGGGAAAAAAUUAAAGACACAGAACAUAAAAUUAGACUUAAAGGCGUUGAAAUCGUUCGUGACUUAAAACAACACAAGGAAUUAACAAGCCAAAAAUUAAGGGAGAAAAAAGAUGGUUUUAUAAAAGAUAUAAGAGAGACAAAAGCAAAAGUUAAAGAAAAACUUGAAGGAGUUGUUGAGAGAGAAAAUAUUUUCACAGUUCCAAACAUACUGUGUGUAAUGAGAAUAGCAAUGUCUCCAUAUUUAGGUUAUGUAAUUUUGCAAGACGAUUACAACCUAGCACUUGGAUUACUUACAUUUGCAGGUAUUACAGACUUGUUGGAUGGCUGGAUAGCUCGUAACUGGGAAGGGCAGGCAUCAAAAAUGGGUUCCUUUCUCGAUCCAAUGGCAGAUAAAGUCUUGAUUGCUACAUUAUUUAUAUGCCUUACCUGGCAAAAUCUUAUUCCCUUAUCCCUGACCCUUCUCAUUGUGGGAAGAGACGCAGCUCUGGUUGCAGCCGGUUUUGUUAUAAGAUAUAUCAGUCUACCUCCACCAAGGACCUUGAGCCGCUAUUUCGACGUGACACACGCAACAGCGCAACUGGCGCCCACAUUCAUAAGUAAAGUGAACACUGCAAUACAACUAUUAUUGGUUGGUACAACUCUCGCAUCCCCAGUAUUUGGGUAUGUGGACCAUCCCGCUUUACAAGUUCUUUUUGGUGUGACUGCGACAUCAACAGUCAUUUCAGCACUUAGUUAUCUAACUAGCAAAGAUACAUAUAAAGUUCUCAAGAAGAAAUUAUGAUUCAUAUAAAUAUAUUGUAUAUUUUUUGUAGUCUUCCAUUAUUGAGAUUGAUGAAAUCUAAGAAAUAGGCGUUCAUUGUUAAAUAACAUUUUGAAUAACAUACUGAUAAAAUGCAUAGUCAAGUAAGUGAGAGAAUAUUAAUGGAAUAAGGUUCUUGUGUACACUUUGCUUAUAUGAAAAUUGUUGCCUUUUCACAAUAUUGAUGUUAUCUUUAUUAGUGUAGAUAUAAGAUUGUGGGAGUUAAAAAAAUAAAACCUCUGGAUACAAAA
This is a messenger RNA of Colias croceus (clouded yellow), 1536 nucleotides long. RefSeq names its product probable cardiolipin synthase (CMP-forming) (gene CLS). The transcript is spliced from 5 exons. Gene Ontology annotation, cellular component: mitochondrion; membrane. The record is from RefSeq and is a predicted model, not a curated record. Gene Ontology annotation, biological process: cardiolipin biosynthetic process. Bases 257 to 1267 code for a protein of 336 amino acids. Gene Ontology annotation, molecular function: cardiolipin synthase activity. NCBI's taxonomy places the organism in Eukaryota, Metazoa, Arthropoda, Insecta, Lepidoptera, Pieridae.